AUGAGGCACCCUUCUGUCAUGCUACAUAAAACUCCUAUCCAAACUCCCCUUUCGCAGCGUCUUUCCCAGCAAGAUGAACUUGUUGAUGAGGAAAUAUGCCCUAGUUACGGGUUGAAAAAAUAUUACCCCGCAGAGCCUGGACAAGUACUCGAUAAUCGGUAUCAAAUUCUGGUCAAAGUAGGCUGGGGGUCUUCGUCUACCACAUGGUUUGCACGGGAUAUACGAGGUUACCGAUGGGAACCAGAAAAAGUCGUGGCACUGAAAAUCAUCAAUGCUGAGUCUCAAACGGUUGCGAACGAACGCAAGAUUGAGGAGCACAUUGCGGUAACAGAUUCCUCUCACCGUGGUUAUCCACUCUUCCGAACACAUUUGGAGUCAUUCGAAGUUUGGAGUCAAGAAAGGCGACAUCUGUGCUUAGCAUACGAGCCCAUGAGAGAACCCUUGUGGAUAUUUCAGAGACGUUUUAAUGGUGGGAUUAUCCCUCUUCCCAUUGUUAAGACAUAUAUCCGUUUUCUUCUGACGGGUCUGGACUAUCUCCAUACAUCUUGUGGUGUUGUUCAUACAGAUUUGAAACUUGACAAUGUGAUGGUAAAUUUUGAAGACCCAUCUGUGUUUGACCAGUUUAUGGAUACGCAAAUGAGUGAACAUAUGCAAUAUAAGGUGGACCUGUUUGGCCGCCACGUCUAUCGUUGCCACAAUGAUUUCGGUCCCCUUCGAAAAGUGCGAAACAUACCAAAAAUCGUUGAUUUCGGGUUGGCUGCAAAGCUGUGUUUGGAUAGUGACUAUGGUAUCUACCCUAUCCAACCAGAUCACUAUCGCGCACCCGAGGUAAUUCUUGGAUGUGGCUGGAAUACAAGCGCAGACAUAUGGAAUUUGGGUGUUCUACUUUGGGAUUUAAUUGAAGGUAAAGAGCUUUUCCAGAAAGUUCAUGAUGCAAAGGGCCACUAUGUCGCUAGGGCUCAUCUUGCUGAAAUGAUCGGUCUUCUUGGCUCUCCUCCUCGGGAGUUGGUUGCGAAGGCCAACUCAAGCCUAUUGAAUCCAUGGCCUGAUCCCGUUAAAGGAGAGGGAGGCAUGAUAUGCACCAAUGCAAAUGAAUACUACGGCGGCCCCUUUUUCGAUGAUGACGGGAACUUCUUAUUUGAAAAUCUGAUACCUGACAGAGGACUUGCAGAUACACUUCAUUCUCUAGAUCAGAAUGAAAGGGACGGUUUUCUCUCUCUGGUAAGGAUGAUGCUUACCUGGCGUCCAGAGGACAGGAAAACGGCAUCCGAAUUGGCGCAGCAUCCUUUUCUACGACUGAAAUGA
Molecule: messenger RNA, 1305 nt
Organism: Aspergillus ibericus CBS 121593
Lineage: Eukaryota; Fungi; Ascomycota; Eurotiomycetes; Eurotiales; Aspergillaceae
Product: protein kinase
Exons: 5
Coding region: 1-1305 (434 amino acids)
Biological process (GO): spliceosomal complex assembly; regulation of mRNA processing; protein phosphorylation
Molecular function (GO): protein kinase activity; ATP binding
Source: RefSeq, a predicted model, not a curated record